AAAAUGGAAACGAUUAGUGUGUUGUUGACGGGUUUUAUCUUUCUCGUGUCGAUCGUCUAUCUGUACAUACGGAGCCGGCAUAACUACUGGAAGGACAACGGUGUACCGUACGCACCCAAUCCGCACUUCUUCUUCGGCCACGUGAAGGGCCAGGCAAGGACGCGCCAUGGAGCCGACAUCAACCAGGAGCUGUACGAACAGUUCAAGCAACGGGGCCUUCCGUACGGCGGUAUUAGCCUUUUCGUAAUGCCCUCGUUGAUUGUGGUGGAUCCGGAGUUGAUUAAGACGAUCCUCGUGAAGGACUUUAAUGUGUUCCACGAUCGGGGUGUGUUUACGAACCCGAAGCAUGAUCCGUUCACCGGCAAUCUGUUCGGUCUGGAGGGUAAUCCGUGGCGUCUGUUGCGUCAGAAGCUAACGCCAACGUUCACGUCGGGUCGAAUGAAGCAGAUGUUCGGUACGAUCUGGCAGGUAGCACUCGAGCUGGAGCAGUUCAUGGAAGAUAACCAUCGGCAGCCGGAGGUGGAGAUGAAGAACAUCUUGGGACGCUUCUCGACGGAUGUGAUCGGGACGUGUGCGUUCGGGAUCGAGUGUAACACGCUGAAGAAUCCGAGCUCGGACUUCCGGAAGUAUGGCAACAAGGCGUUCGAGGUGAAUGGGGUACAGUUGAUGAAGAUUUUCUUCGCCGCAUCGUAUCCACGCAUCGGCCGAAAGCUUGGCGUCACGGUCACGGAUAGUGGGGUGACCAAGUUUUUCAUGAACAUCGUGGACGAAACGGUCCAGUACCGGGAGCAGAACGAUGUGAAGCGAAAUGAUUUCAUGAAUCUGCUGCUGCAGAUUAAAAACAAGGGAAAGCUAGAUGAUCAAAAUGGUGCGACUGUCGGCAAGGGGGGUAUUGGAUUGUCUCGAGAAGAGCUGGCGGCGCAGGUGUUUAUCUUCUUCCUCGCUGGAUUUGAAACGUCCUCAACCACGAUGAACUUUUGUUUGUACGAGCUUUCCAAGAAUCCGGACAUUCAGGAGCGCUUGCGUGAGGAGAUCAAUCGUGCGAUCGACGAGAAUGGUGGUGAAGUUACGUACGAUGUGGUGAUGAAUAUCCAGUACCUCGACAACGUCAUCAAUGAAACCCUUCGCAAGUACCCACCGGUUGAAACGUUGACACGGAAAACGUCGAAAGAUUAUCUGAUCCCCGGUACGAAGCAUGUCAUUCCCGAGGGUACGAUCGUGCAAAUCCCGGCCUAUGCCAUCCAGCGUGAUCCCGACCACUAUCCCGAUCCGGAACGGUUCGAUCCGGAUCGUUUCACACCGGAGGAGGUGAAGAAACGGCAUCCGUACGUGUUUAUUCCGUUCGGUGAGGGACCGCGUAUCUGCAUUGGGUUGCGGUUCGGGAUGAUGCAGACGAAGGUGGGCCUGAUUACGCUUCUGCGCAAAUUCCGAUUUACGCCAUCUCAUCGCACUCCCGAUAAGAUAGUGUUUGAUCCCAAAGUUUUCACACUGGCCCCUACUGGGGGAAGUUAUUUGAAGGUGGAGAAGGUGGCCACGAAAUGAAUGAAAUUCCGUCCGGCAGUCUCUAGGUAGACGUGUGCUAAGAGACAUCAGUGUCAGGCAAAUCCACAACUUUUAUGUUUCGUUAGAUAACAUUUUAUGAGCAUCACGUUACGCAGCAUAAUCGCA
Messenger RNA from Anopheles aquasalis, 1668 nucleotides. RefSeq names its product probable cytochrome P450 6a14. The record is from RefSeq and is a predicted model, not a curated record. Gene Ontology annotation, molecular function: oxidoreductase activity, acting on paired donors, with incorporation or reduction of molecular oxygen; monooxygenase activity; heme binding. NCBI's taxonomy places the organism in Eukaryota, Metazoa, Arthropoda, Insecta, Diptera, Culicidae.